Podospora anserina S mat+ is the source of this 606-nucleotide messenger RNA. RefSeq lists its product as uncharacterized. The coding region runs from base 1 to 606 and encodes 201 amino acids. The transcript is spliced from 3 exons. The record is from RefSeq and is a predicted model, not a curated record. NCBI's taxonomy places the organism in Eukaryota, Fungi, Ascomycota, Sordariomycetes, Sordariales, Podosporaceae.
AUGUCGACUCAAGGUCUCCUUGCAAAGGGCGUUCCCCCUCAACCCCUCUGGCUCCUCUACAUCAAGAUCGCGAUUUUGGUGCUCUCACUCAUCACACUCGCUCUCGGUGCUUGGGCCGUAUCAAUCUUUGGUGGCUAUGCUGGAGGAUAUGGUGGCCCAACUGGCGCCGGUGGUCUUGUCAUCUUCACAGCUAUCUGGUCCUUCAUCGUCUACGGCGGCGCCGCAGCCAUUGAGAUCUGGGCGCCUCACUUCUUCUAUCGCAUCGGUGCUCUGGUCGGUUACAUCCUCCACAUCAUCUUUUGGCUCUCCGCCUGGGCCUGGUCUGCCAGUGCCGCUUCCUUCUGGCUCUCAUACACGUAUGACUUUGGUUUCUACGACUCUGCGUGGAAGAGAGAGGGCCAGGCUCUCGGUGCCUGCGCCGGUCUCGGUGCUUUGAUCUGGGUUCUUUCUAUUGUGCACUUGGUCUUCUUCAUCCGUGCCUCCCUGGCUGAUCCUGAGGGGUCUGGCCCGGCCCCUGGCACCGCCGGCCAAGCUGAGCUCGGCCAGGUCAAGCCUGAGCAGCAGUACCCCGCACAGCAAACCUAUCCUGUCCAGCAGACUCAAUAG